AUGGCCACUUCCACACCAGGAGCUACUUCACAGAAAGAUGCACAGCAACUCUCUCCAGCAAAAAGAGUGCCUCGUCGCCGAAAAAAGAAACCACUAACGCCUAGGCAAAAACUUGUACAAGACAGUGCACAACAACGAUUUAAGAUAGAAAAAUUAGUGUUUGUAUGGCAAGAGAAACUCUUUUCGCAACCCAAAGUGACGAUGGAUACGUUACAGAGAGCAGCGACUUAUCUACAACCUAAAACGUACGAAGAAGUCGUUGAAGAGCGUGUAGUGCAAGAAUGGUGUGGUUAUCCCAUUUGCGAUGAUACAGCAAGAACAGGUGUACUCAACAAGUUCAAGAUAUCUUUAUCCGAACGCAAAAUAGUCGACCAGACUGAGCAAGCUAAUUACUGUUCGGAGGAAUGUUAUCGAAAGUCAAAGUAUUAUAUAUUGCAAUUGUCUACGGAACCUGUAUGGUUUCGCGAUCUGAACGUUCCGUCAGACGUUCAUAUUAUAAAAAAAGAAGAAGAUUUCAGAUCGGCCAUCGAUCGACAAAGAAAGCGAUUAAAAGCCAAGAAGUCAAAAGAGGAGAUCAGAAAAGAUUACUUGCAGAAAUUAUUGGGCCGCCUUCCAAAUGAUACAGACAAUCAAUUUCAAAUUGUUGAGAAAUCGGGCAUUCCAAUAGCAGUUGAUACGCAACAGGCUGGGUUACAUGAUUGUAUUGAGGGAUAUCGGAUAGAAUUGAAAAAUGACAGUAAUAAACCAACUACCAUCAUUUUAAAGAAAGAAAAGAAGAGCGAAAAAACAGAGGCCAGUAAGGAUGAAGCGUAUAAAGUAGAUGGAGAGAAAAAGAUGCAGGAAAUCGAUUCAGUGGAUCCAGAAGAUCCAGAGGCUCUUUUUGAGACAAUGAUGAUGUUAAAGAGCAUGGAUUUGGAUAAAGAAGAUCAGACGGCCGAAAAGAUGGGUCAGCAGCCUGUCAAAAAGAGGCCAGCUGCUGAGGAAAAGAUGCCCAAGGAAAAUAGCAUUAUCAGUAAGCCUCUUCAAUGCUUAGACACUGGUCAUGGUGAGCCGCAACAAAACUUAAAGUCACAAUCGCCUGCUAACAAGGUACCCACAAAGGAUACUAAAAAGAAGCAACAUCGCAAUGUUCCAGAACUGUCUUUGUUCGGUACCAUUUGGACCUUGUUAGAUAGGCUAACUACAAAGGCGACUCGAGUAUAUUUGAAUGAAUUGGAGUCAACAAAACAACGCCUAGAUAUACCCGCAUUAUUGAAAGAGCAUGAUUUAAUAGAUGAAGAAGCAGCUCUUUUAAGAGCACAAGUAUUUAGUGAGCAAAUCAUUGAAUCUUACCAGAUGAUUCAAAUACAACUGGGUAUCAAAGAAAAUCUACAAGACGACAUAUUGAAUGUCAUUCGAACGUUCCGUUUUUCAGACGCAACCAUGGCCUCGCUGAAUGCUGCCCAAUGUUAUAUGAUGACGUUAGUUAUCAUGAAGCCAAUAGCGGAUAGCUUAUUGGAUGAUGAUCGCUGGAUAGAAGGAUUCAAGGAUUGUUGUAAAGUGGUUGAUCAGUCUGUUGAUAUGGUAGAUGCUUGUGUGCGGGUUCUGAAAGUUGCUAGUACAUAG
Mycotypha africana is the source of this 1605-nucleotide messenger RNA. RefSeq names its product Rtr1/RPAP2 family-domain-containing protein. The record is from RefSeq and is a predicted model, not a curated record. Lineage: Eukaryota; Fungi; Mucoromycota; Mucoromycetes; Mucorales; Mycotyphaceae. Gene Ontology annotation, molecular function: RNA polymerase core enzyme binding; RNA polymerase II CTD heptapeptide repeat phosphatase activity. Bases 1 to 1605 code for a protein of 534 amino acids. Gene Ontology annotation, cellular component: nucleus; cytoplasm. The transcript is spliced from 4 exons.